Molecule: messenger RNA, 854 nt
Organism: Mesocricetus auratus (golden hamster)
Lineage: Eukaryota; Metazoa; Chordata; Mammalia; Rodentia; Cricetidae
Gene: Tmem88
Product: transmembrane protein 88
Exons: 2
Coding region: 46-525 (159 amino acids)
Biological process (GO): negative regulation of canonical Wnt signaling pathway
Cellular component (GO): plasma membrane
Molecular function (GO): PDZ domain binding
Source: RefSeq, a predicted model, not a curated record
GGGCUAUAAGGGCUGCAGCCAUGCGGGGCGGGAACCAGCCAGGCCAUGGCGGAGGUCCCCGGAGCCCAACGCUCGGCUCUCGCUGGCGGCCCGGAGCCCCGGGAUCCCCUGGAUUGCUGGGCCUGUGCAGUACUAGUAACGGCUCAGAAUCUACUGGUGGCUGUCUUCAAUCUUCUCCUGUUGGCACUAGUCCUGGGGACCAUCUUGCUACCCGCUGUCACCAUGUUGGGCUUCGGCUUCCUCUGCCACUCCCAGUUCCUGCGCUCCCAGGCACCCCCUUGCACCGCCCAUCUGCGGGACCCAGGCUUCACGGCCCUGUUGGUCACUGGAUUCCUGCUGCUGGUGCCACUGCUUGUGCUUGCCUUGGCCACCUACCGCCGCCUCUGCCUGCGCCUCCGCCUGGCCGACUGCCUGGUACCCUACAGCCGAGCCCUCUACAGGCGCCGGCGCGUCCCACAGCCGAAGCAAAUCCCGGCCUCACCGGAGUCCCGGGCUGUUCCCACACCGGGAAAGGUCUGGGUUUGAGGUGCCUUAAAUCAAGAAUUCUGUCGACUGUUCUCAUGGUCGCGCAAGGACUGAAGCAAGCCCAGGAGUAUUCUGCCCUGCCCUGCUCCUUCCCACUGCCUGAGUCAGGUCCUGGCAUCCCUUGGAUGGAGCAGCAUCACCUGGGACCCAACGCUGGCGAAAUUGCCCCAGAAAAUAUCAUCCUGCACGUUUGGGCUGGACCCUGGACAGCUUUCCCUGCCCAGCAUGAAUAGGAGGGCUGGACUUCGUGCCUUCCUUAGCUGGUGCUGCUCCUCUAAUGUACGGGAUAGAAGAAACCAUCACAAAUAAUAAAGAAUUUAUGAAAUGAA